AUGGACCACCUCUCGCACCCUCAGCAGAUUACUCUCGCACCCUCAGCAGAUUACCUCUUGGAUCUUGCCUUCACGUUCGUGGAGAUUGCCCUCGUCAUUCUGACGACAACCAUGGUCGACAUCCCGUCUCCCGUAUAUAAUCUCGCCAUCAUGCUCUCUCGAACGGCUGUCCAGCCCGCACUUGCUGCACUCUCCAAAUUUUGGAUGACGCAUGUGCUCCAUCGGGUGGCGCGCUCGAAGAUGGUGCCGCCAUCGAAAUUGAUGAAGGUAGCGGCGGCGUUCGAGGUGGACCUGUGGAGGUAA
Messenger RNA from Sparassis crispa, 303 nucleotides. RefSeq lists its product as hypothetical. The transcript has 3 exons. The coding region runs from base 1 to 303 and encodes 100 amino acids. The record is from RefSeq and is a predicted model, not a curated record. Lineage: Eukaryota; Fungi; Basidiomycota; Agaricomycetes; Polyporales; Sparassidaceae.